AUGUCAGAGAUGAAAUUGCUUCAUUUUUAUUGGUAUGCUCACUCAAUCUCCAGAAAGUCAAAUGGAAAUUACCAAAAGCUCUUUGAAGUGUUGAAAGAACUCAUUCCAAAACCAAAUAUUCUUCUCAAGCAAGAAAUUUUAAUGCAAGUAGCAUCUUGGUGUUUAGGUGAAUAUGGAGACUUGAUUGUUGACAAUGAGAUCACUGAUAGUGAAAUUGUUAAUUUACUCUUCAAUUUGAUGUCUAUUUUGCCAAGAGGAUCUGUCAGCAAUGUGAAAGGACGAAGAGUUCUGGCAACUGAUCCUAACAAUGUUAUUAGAGCCUAUGUUUUGACUGCUUUGCUUAAAUUAACCAAAUCUUUCCCUUCCAAGAAAGCAGAAAUUGAACAAUUUGUGUCAAAAUAUACAGACAAUGUUCAUCUUGAUCUCCAACAACGAGCCUGUGAACUACUCAAAAUUUCCUCAUUGCCUGACUCUCUUAAGGAAAAUGUUUUAGACAAGAUGCCAGAAUUCCAAAUUGAUUCCAUCAUUGGUCAACUCUCCAAGGAUACUGAUGAAAAGGAAGACACUGAAGGAAAAGAAGAAGAAGAAGGAGAACAGCAUCAUCCUGUUGCAGGUAGAGGAAUUUCAGAACUGCUUAUUGACAUUCAAAAUGGCUCUUUACCAUCUUCCACCAUCAACCCACAAGAAAGCACCACUCUGAUUGACUUCUUUACUCCAUCCGUCGAUACGACAACAAGCUCAAAUGCCAAACCAGCAACACCAUCCUCAGAUUCACAUCUUCUUCUCGAUGACGUUCUUUCUGCUCCAACUCUUCCUCUUGAAGCACUUGUUCCACAAAAAGAAAAGAAAGUGGUACAAGUUUACAAUAAGAAUAAUUUUAAUGUGAGAUUUGAAUUUAAGGAAUUGGAACCAAAUACUCUCAAUGUGAUUGCCUAUUUUUCAAAUAACAAUCCAAAGGAGGCUAUGGGACUUGAUUUCAAGGUAGCAGCUCCAAAAUAUGCUGAAGUGACACUCUUCAAAGCCACUGCCACUUCUGUGUUGCCAAAUACCACCGAUAGUGUCUCUCAAAAGUUCAAGAUAAAGGUUGUUGGACAAAACCAAUCACAGACAACCAAAUUCCAGUCAAGUAUAAACUCAUUUGUAAGAUUGGUGAUAAGGUACUUGAUGAAACCGGCACUGUGA
Molecule: messenger RNA, 1182 nt
Organism: Naegleria fowleri
Lineage: Eukaryota; Heterolobosea; Eutetramitea; Acrasida; Naegleriidae
Exons: 2
Coding region: 1-1182 (393 amino acids)
Biological process (GO): receptor-mediated endocytosis; intracellular protein transport
Cellular component (GO): membrane coat
Molecular function (GO): cargo adaptor activity
Source: RefSeq, a predicted model, not a curated record